Molecule: messenger RNA, 1248 nt
Organism: Penicillium chermesinum
Lineage: Eukaryota; Fungi; Ascomycota; Eurotiomycetes; Eurotiales; Aspergillaceae
Product: DNA-directed RNA polymerase I subunit RPA43
Exons: 2
Coding region: 1-1248 (415 amino acids)
Biological process (GO): DNA-templated transcription initiation
Cellular component (GO): RNA polymerase I complex
Source: RefSeq, a predicted model, not a curated record
AUGCAAGAUGAAAAAAAGUUUCUCAAGGAAAAAAAAAAGAGCGACAUCUACUUCGAACUCCACAGCUCUACGGAGCAGCGCGAAUAUAAAAUGGCAGUCGAGGCAAUGGACAUUGACACACCUCCCCGGGCAAGUACAGAGGUGGAGCGCAAGCGCAAGAGCAAGAACAAGGAUCCUUCUUCGCCAUCAAAAAAGCGCAAAGCGGACGCCGACAAGUCCUCCAAAUCUAAAUCCAGAGACCAGAAAAGCAUCUCGAGCCAGGCUUCUGCUGGCGCACCAGACCCUGAAUCUCCGUUCUCUCUGACAAAGGCCACCUUAUACCUCCCACUUUCGCCCAUCUCCAUCUCGGCCACCCAUGCGCUAUCCUCUCUGCAAGCGGAGCACCUGUCUCCGCUGCUCUUGACCUACUUUCCUCCAUUAAAGGGUAUUGUCCUAGCUUACUCCCAAGCCUCAAUUUCGAGCUUCCCACCCUCGUCUCAACCGAAGAAGCAUUCCGACAACCCGGAGCCAUUGACCAUGGCCAAGACGGCGGACGAGUACGGCGUGCUCUAUGUCUAUCUUACAGCUACUUUCCUCGUGUUUCGUCCUCAGCGCGGACAGACGCUCGAGGGAUGGGUUAAUGUACAAUCAGAGGGAUUCUUGGGUGCCGUUGUUUUCAAUUUAUUCUCCGUCGGAAUCGAGAGCAAUCGCCUGCCCAGAGACUGGAAGUGGAUUGCACCAGGCGCUGAGGACGAAAGCAAUGCGCCCAAUGACGUGGCUACGACGGACGACGAGUCUAGCGCUGGUAAGGCACCUGUUGGCUUCGAUGCUGAGAAGGAACACUUCCAGCCUGGGUCCGUGGCGGAGGAGCUUGAUGCCGAUGAGGAUGAGGAAGAAGAGGUUGCUGCGUCCGGCUACUUCCGGUCUGUGUCAGGCCACCGGGUACGCGGAACCGUGAAAUUCCGUGUCGUGGAUAUCGACGUUAUUCCGGGGUCAGAGCGGGACCGUGGGAAACAAAUGGCCUGGCUGGUUCAGCGUCGGCGGCUCCCCCAGAGAAAUAGCCGUGUCAUUCCUAUCACUGCUGCUCCUGUGUCUUCCGCGCCUGUUGUUGAUAUCGAUCUGGAGCCAACUGAGACUCAGAGGGAGGAGAAGGGAAAGAGCGAGAAGAAAGAGAAAAAGGUAAAGAAGGAGAAGAAGGAGAAGGAGAAGAAGGAAAAGAAGGAAAAGAAGGACAAGAAAGAGAAAAAGGAAAAGAGCAAAGAGAAAUAA